Molecule: messenger RNA, 6619 nt
Organism: Drosophila biarmipes
Lineage: Eukaryota; Metazoa; Arthropoda; Insecta; Diptera; Drosophilidae
Gene: jim
Product: zinc finger protein 768
Exons: 6
Coding region: 2210-4696 (828 amino acids)
Biological process (GO): regulation of transcription by RNA polymerase II
Cellular component (GO): PcG protein complex; transcription regulator complex
Molecular function (GO): RNA polymerase II cis-regulatory region sequence-specific DNA binding; DNA-binding transcription factor activity, RNA polymerase II-specific
Source: RefSeq, a predicted model, not a curated record
GUGCUUUUUGACUGUUUGGAACAUUUUUAAACAUUACGUUAAAACGUUGUUGAUACUUACUGAAAUAUUGUUUUGUUUUAACAAAUAAUAACAAUCACUAUAAUACCGUCAGUAUAAUACAGAAGAAAGGGAACGAAGUUCAUAUUAUAAUACAAAUGUAAUAAUAUAAAAAGCGACAACGAUAAUAACUCAUUUGCCAUCAGUAACUUUUUAUUUCAAGCCUUCUUAUCAAUAGCUUAAUAAUUUGAAUAUAAUUUCAUGCAACCAAUUCUACGACAACAACUCUAUAACAUCAACUACAACAACUAAAGAAAGCAGUAAAGCAAAUAAAAGUUACAUUUCAGUUGUAUGAAAAAACAAAAGUGAUUUUUAGUUAGUUUCUCAAAAUUUAACAAACAAAAUUCACAACAAAAUUUGGAAUACAACAACUACAAACACCGCAACAACAACUACAGCAAUAACAGCAACAAUUACAACCACUGCAACAAACAACAACAAACAACCAACCGAUAACAACUGCAAAACCAAGAAAAUAACUUAACAAACCUAACACGAGGAAAAAUAAUAAUAUAGGAGAACUGUAACCAUAAUAAAGAGCCGAACUAACAAACUAAAUCGAGAAAUAAAUCAAAGCGCAACAACUACGAACAACACAACCAAAAGGAAACAGCCAACAAACCCAGCAAAGCAAGCCAAGCAACAAACGAAAAUAGCCUCACGAAACAACCAACAAACAACAAGAAACAGCAGCGGAACAAAGCAACCGAACAACCCAAAACCAAUCGAAACAGAAUCCAGAACCACAACCUGAAAUAGCCUUACAACUCUCCCCAAGCCCAACCCAAUAGCAGAAUUGAAAAGAUACAACCGAUAACCGAAACCGAUAAUAGGAAAACAGGAAAACAGGAUAACUAAUAGAAAAUAGAAAAUAGAGCAACGAAACAGCUACAAAAAUGCAACAGCAGAAGAGAAAUCUGAAAUUCAAAACCGAAAGCCAAUCAAACAAAAAGGAACACAAAAACGGAAAUAGCCAAAUUUGUUAAAUUUAUUUUCUGUGUUUUUAACGGGAAAAAAGCAUAACUAAAAAGUCAAACGGAAAUAAUGAAAAAACCACAAGUAUUUGUCGUUUAUAAAAUUGAACUCCUGAGUUGAAGUUUAAACAUUCGCCUUAGUCUUUAAAUUUUGCGUUCGUCAAAAAAGCGGUCGAGAAAAUGUUCUGAAAAAGUCUUGAACGAAUCAAGCUGAGAAACUCUUUAUAAACUUCGGGAGGUGGAGCAAUUGAAUUAAAAGGAAGCGGCAAGAAACUAUUUCGCAAGUGAAGAGCAGCAAGCUGCAAAAGCAGUUCUGUGCCAAGCAUCGCGAUCACAAGUGUACAUUUGCGUAUGAGUGUGUGGUCGUGACAGUGCUAGAAUAUCACGGUGAGCCGAUGAAUACGUCGAGUCGCGAAGAACAUCACUAUAUCAAUAUAUAUCCAUAUACAAAUUAUUUAAAAUUGUUCAUAUCGUGGCAAAAGCUGAAUAUGAUCUAAAGCAAGUAAAAUCCGUUUUCGAAAGAAUUUCGUACUUACAAAAAAUUAACCAACAUUUGUAGUGAGAAAAGAUAAAAAGUAAAUAAAAUUCCAUUCGGAUAAGAGGAACGUUCUAGGCUUAAAAUUAAAACAUAUUACUAAUUACGAUAAUACGAGUUUUUGAGGAUUCCUAAAAUAAAAAGGAGACAAAAGAAGACAUCGUUUUUCUGGCAUACUCAAGAUUAUCCCUAAACCCACAAGCAUCUUAUCAAAAGAAAUCAUUUAAAGGAAGUCGUCUUUUCAAGUCAAAUUGUUGAACCAAAGGAAUAACGCACCAAUUAAAACAUCUUGGAAACCCAUUUUAACAAGCUCAGAGGCAAAAGACAUUUCAUUUCAAAUAAAACAUCUAGGAACGACUUCCUGAAAACGGGAGGUCCAUAAAGCAAAACAAAUAAAAGAGACACUUAAGAAGAAAGGAAUUUAAAAUUUGAUCAACAUGAAGAGAAACAAAUAACCGGCAGAAACCACAGCGGCGAUAAGGCUAAGGAGCCAAAAAAACCGGCAAAAAUGUGCGUCAUAAGUCAAUAAAGAGGAGACGAAGUAAACGAAAGCGACGUUAGAGCCACAGGCAAAGUCAACUGUAUCUCCAAGAAAAUAACAGCCCCUACCUAAAGCAACCAAUUGAGCGGAGGACCAGCAGCAAUGGCCAUCAAUUUCUCGGCCUCCUUUGCGGCUUGCAUAGCAGCCGGACUGAAGGUGCCGCGCCAGAUUAUGUAUUGCAUCACGCAGGAUACCGGCCAGCCGUACGUGCUCUACAAGGACUCGCAGGACGCGGACCGCAACCCCGGCGCAAUAGGCGCUAGUCCCGCCCAGUGGGGCAGCGACAUGUACCCCAAUAUCCAGCAGCAGGCGCAGCAGCACCUGACCGCCCAGCAGCAGCAACAGCAACAGCAGAACGCUGCGCAGGCAGCCGCCCAGGCGGCGGCUGUAGCGGCGGCAGCGGGACAGCCGCAGAGUCCCCCGGGCGGAGGGCAGGAGGCGCGGGACAACGGCAGCGGCGACGGCCGCCAACAGCAGGUGUCGCCCUCCUCGAGUCCGUACCCCUCGGUCCAGCAACAACAGCAGCAGCAGCAGCAACAGCGGGCAAACGGGGCAGGCGACGACGACCCCAUGAACCAGCUUGCCAACCAGCAGAACUCCGCGCCCAACCAAAACCAAAGCAACGCCGACCCCCAGCACACGGGCUCCAAUGCGGGCGAGCCGGGCAACCCGCACGUCCAGCAGAACGGACCCCAAACCGAUCCCGGCAACGGUUUCCAAACGCCGGACUACUACGCCCCACGACACGCGGCGCCCCAGGGCGGAAUGCUGGCGCCGCCCGGCUUCCCGCCGCUCCACUAUCUCAACAAGGGCGUACUGCCCAUGGAGCAGUCCGGCGGAGGCAACGGCGGGGGCGGAGGCGGUGAGGCUUACGCGCUGCCUGAGCUGCUGCCCGCACAACAAAACGGCCAGCAGAACGCAGGGACGGCAAACGCCAAUGCCAAUGAAGGCGGUGCGGGUGCCAACGGAGGCGGAGUGGGCGGUGCGGGAGCGGGAGCGGGCGUGGGUUCGGUGGGCGUGACGAGCGGCGGGAGGACGGGCAACGGCCCGGGACGCCCGCACAAGAACAAGCCGCACAGCGACCUGCGGCUGUUCAAGUGCCUCACCUGCGGCAAGGACUUCAAGCAGAAGAGCACGCUGCUGCAGCACGACCGCAUCCACACGGACGCGCGCCCCUUUCCGUGCUCCGAGUGCGGCAAGCGAUUCCGCCAGCAGUCGCACCUCACGCAGCACCUGCGCAUCCACGCAAACGAAAAGCCCUUCACCUGCCCGUACUGCUCGCGCAGCUUCCGGCAACGCGCCAUUCUCAACCAGCACAUACGCAUCCAUUCGGGUGAGAAGCCCUUCGCCUGCCCCGAGUGCGGCAAGCACUUUCGCCAGAAAGCCAUCCUCAAUCAGCAUGUGCGCACCCACCAAGACGUCUCGCCCCACCUCAUUUUCAAGAACGGGCCGCACCCGACCCUGUGGCCCUCGGACGUGCCCUUCCCCGGCGAGGAGAACGACACCAAGGGCGACAUCGCGGGCACGGGCGGCGGCUACCACGACGAGGACUCGCAAGGAACCCCGGACGGCAGCGGCGGCAUGCACUACCCGUCGUACUUCAAGGACGGCAAAGAUCCUCACACAGGCCAAAAGAUACUGCCCGAGGUGCUGCAGCACAUCGGCGUACGGCCCGCAAACAUGCCGCUCUACGUGAGGUGCCCCAUCUGCGAUAAGGAGUUCAAGCAGAAGACGACGUUGCUGCAGCACGGCUGCAUCCACAUCGAGUCGCGGCCCUACCCCUGCCCGGAAUGCGGCAAGCGCUUCCGGCAGCAGUCGCACCUCACGCAGCACCUGCGCAUCCACACCAACGAGAAGCCCUUCGGAUGCAUGUACUGUCCGCGCUUCUUCCGCCAGCGGACCAUUCUCAACCAGCACUUGCGCAUCCACACCGGCGAGAAGCCCUACAAGUGCGGCCAGUGCGGCAAGGACUUCCGCCAGAAGGCCAUCUUGGACCAGCACACGCGCACCCACCAGGUAGGAGAUCGUCCGUUCUGCUGUCCGAUGCCAAAUUGUCGUCGGCGCUUUGCCACGGAAAACGAGGUGACGAAGCAUAUCGACAACCACAUGAAUCCCAAUACCACCAAGGUGCGCCGCCAGCAACAGCAGCAACACCAGCAGCAGCAGCAGCAGCAACAGCAACAGCAGCAGCAGCAACAACAGAACAAUGCCGUCGCCCAGGUGGCUUCGGUGGCCAAUCACCUGAUGAACGACGCCAAGAGCCUGGCGGCCCAGCAGUUCCUCAACAACAACAAUCCUUCGACGGUGGACAACAAGGCCAACAUCCUCCCGGUGCGCAGCAUAGCGUCCAACGCGGCGGCCGCCGCAGUCGUGCAGCAGUCGGUGGUGAAGAACGAACUCUACUUCCCACAAUGCUACGGACCGCCCUUCCAGCAUCCCUUCCAGACGCAGCAGCAGCAGGCCCAGCAGCCCAGCGUGGCGCACGCCAACGGAGGACCCACGCCGCCCGUAACCGUGACGGUGGCCAACUCAGUAGCCUCUGGCGUGGUGGUGCAGCAGAACGCGUCCGCCUCCGUGGUGGCCCAGUGACAUCCCACCACUGGAGCAACCGGGGCCCAGCAACAGCAGCAGCCACAGCCCUCAGCGACGCAGCAGCAACACCACGUGCCGCCGCCUCCGCCGCCAACGACCUCAGCCCAUCACAUUGCAGCAGCAGCUGCAGCUGUCACCGCGGCGACGCCCUCAUCCGCCCACGCCUCUCCAGUGGCGGCACCGCAGACUGUGACCCUGUCGAUUACGCUGCCGCCACCCCCGGCCUCCCACGUGGUCCAUCCGGGUCACCCGGGACACCCAGGUCAUCCGGGGGUGGCCAACGGAGCUGCGCCUCCGCCGCCACCAGCCCUGUCACACGCGAUUCCCAUUCACCCACACAUACACUCGAUAUUCGGAUCUCUAUGAUGUCAUCAGUAGGAGGGACAGGAACAGAAGGCCAGAAUUCAAACUUGAGGAAACCACACUGUUCAUGAUAUUUCAUAGGUUCACUUAGUUCUCUAGUAUUAGACGCAUACAAAUUCUCCUAGUUUUUAAAACUAAUCUUAAAGCUACAAAACACAGUUUUGGUGAUGGAAACGAACGAUCCGCGGCAGAGAGCUGAACAGCGAGACGCAGGCACGCAAACAGGACGAGUACUAGUCUUUUUGAAAAGGACUCUAAACUCCUUUAUUCGAACCAUAAACAUGAAAUGCAAUGGUCAAUGUUUCAGAGAAGCAAACUGCAGAAAGGAGGAGAAGCGAGAGCCAAAACACAACGUUAUACGAUUCCUUUUUUGAUAAUUUUGUUUAAGCACCCCAACAACUUUAAAGACUAAAUAUACAUCAAAUAUUUAUGUAGACACGAACCCUCGACACUCAAGAACAUGCUAAGUUCGUCAUCCUUGACUUGGACACAAUCGACGAAGAUAUACGACCUAGGCGUAAAAUUAGGAUAGCUCUGGUAAUGAGUGUGGUCAUGUGAAGUGAUAGAUAGGGAAGCUAGAAUCUUUUUGGGGCGAAGGACAAAGGGCGCGUAAGGAUGAGGGAAAAGAGUUGAGGAAGGGGAGUGCAAAAGUUGCCGCUGAGCAAUUUGUUUUUUAAGCAGCAUAUAAGUUUUAGUUCUGUUCAACAGGUAUGUUGAUUCAUUGGAGUUUUUCUUCAAGUCUUGGCUAAGCCAAGAGCAUUGGCCGGGCCACCAAACUCUAAUUAGAAUUUUCUUUUUCAUUUCAAUUGAUAUGUGAUUUUAAAAGUGUAUAAAACAAUACUGGAAUGCAAUUUAUUGAUACGAAAAAUGAAUAAGUUAUGAAAGCAUAAGUACUUUGAACUAGGAUUCAUUUGUUGUCUUCCCCUACUAAUUACGUGUAACUUAUGUUGAGUUUUUAUUUAGUUAUUAGGCAUAUGUUUAACCCAAUUAUGUCCACACACUUGCACACAAAUAUAAGGCAGACAAACAAGUUACGUAGCAGGCAAUUCAAAUGUGACUCUUCAGGUGCCAUAAAAAUGAACAAUAGUCAAAGGAUAAUAGUUAAAAAGAAAAAACCUUCUGACCCGCCACUUAGAGAACCACCUGACCCCUCACCAUCCACUUUCUUCCCUCGCCAACUGUGUGGAUAUAAUCGACAAUUUUAGUUUUUUAUCAAAUUUUCCAAUGUACCGUCAAAGCAUUUAUGAUUGUUAUUAAUCGUUUAGUAUAUGUUUCCUUCGUAUUUAUAUAUAAAGUAUACUUAUUUUACAAAUAGGUAUGUAAAGAAAAAUCGCGACAGAGCAUAAAUUAACUUUAGUUUAGUCGGUCCAUCUUAACAAGUAUCUACUCAUUAUUUCAUAAACUUAGUAAUUAGUCAAUUAAGUUUCUGUUGGAAUCAAAGCAAGUGCUCCGAAUACAAUUUGUUUUCACUGUUUUAAACUUAAAGAUUAUCAAUUUUGUUUGGACAUAUUAUUUAAUUAUUUCAAUAAAACAAUUAUAUGAUUUAUCUGACUUUAA